AUGGUUCCAGAGAUUAUUCGCAGGGUGGGGUGGACUGCUGCUCCGGUUGGUAUCCUCACCACUAUGGAACCAGACGAACUUGGACUUAAUGGUUUUCCACGGCAGCGUGUGGCCUGUCGGAUCUUGGCCAUGAACUCCGCUGCCGCGUCCGUCGCGGCUGCUGAAUUAGCCAAGGAAAUACCAGAAAUGGCUUUCUCAGAGCUCAUGCCACGCGAAGAAGGCUCAGUGGCUUUCUUAGCCCACGAGGACUACUGCAACGUUCUUUUGAAGGCGUCUGGAAAGAACGGCGUUUUCUACAAGCAUCGGAAAAGCAGUGCAGAUGAAGACAAUGAACUGCUUUUGCUUUGGCUACCUCCUGAAUAUAGUCUUGAAGAAUCUUUGCAACUUGCAAAGGAUGACUCUGUUUUUGGGGUGGUUCAGAAGAGCUCGGCCGUUGAAGGCCGUUUUGCCUUAAGAUUUGCUGACCUGACAACAUUGGAGAACUUCGCUACUACGCACAGCAUUCAGAGCAAUGCACUUUUCGGCAGAUGGAAAUUCGCUGGAACACUUGUUUCUUUAGGAAUUGCCGGUGCUCUGACUUUUCUACACUCACAAGAUUGGGUCAAUCCGGACGUGCUUUAUGUCACUGAAGGACAUUUCGUAUUUAUAGCAGAGAAGAUUGGUCGGCGUGACCCGGUAUACUUCAACCAUGCGGGGUUUGCAAGGCAGAUUAAGUGGAAAGCCUUGAACUCCAAGGCCAAGUUGCUGGCAAAAGAGUACAAUAAGAAUCGGGCAACUGCGUCCUCCGAAUUUCGAGCACCUUCUCGUUCGAUACAGCAGUUGGAAAAUCGUCGCCUCUUCUUGGAAAGGUCCGUCAAAGUUCCUCCCAAAGCUGCGGCCAAAGCGACAGGCUAUAUGAACCCUUGCUUUCGAAUUCCUUCGCACAGCCUCUUCAACAGCAAGAUGUAUCGGGUGAAUGGGCAUGGACAGACAGGACCACAGCGGAAUGCUGUGGUGCUAAGAGUGCCCAAAGUUGCCCAUCACGAUAUCAUCGCAUCCGUGACAUGGUCAAAGGUGGACUGUUGCGUGGCUAUUUGCCCCCGUGACGCAUUGCCAACGGUGAUUGCAGCAGUAGGCUACACGUCAAGAGCUUGUGGAGUUUUGGUUGUGCAGAGCCCCGACGAGCUUCACCUCAAAGGGUAUCCAAGGUCCAAGGUCAAGUGCACGUAUAGCGUUUGCGCGGAAGGGGCAGAGCGUCGCCACAUCCAAGUGGAGCGCUUCUUGGUGCAACUAGGCUUUGCUGACCAGGUUCGUAUGUCUCCGGCCGGGGAGGAACUUGUUGUCGGUAUAACCAUGACCAAGAUGCAGGCCAAAUGUUCCGGCCAUCGUGGUUGGCAGGAAGGGAGUGCGCCGGCCGGAAUGCUAGCCAGUUGGUUAGACAAAGUCAUCCCAUCCGUAGCAUAUGCCGAGAUCCAAGCACGUAUGGACAGCGCUUUUACCUUCAUGUGUCAUUCUGAUUUUUGCGACACAGUGUUGCGAGCUAGUGGCACUGAGGGCAUUUUCACUAAGGUCCAUCAGAGGCACAGUUCAGAACCAGAAGCGGGACAUGAGCUUCUUUGGCUUGACCCUGAGAUCAGCCUUAACGAUGCCUUGCUUGUUGCGGAAAACGCAGGGGCUUUGGGAGUGGUGGAGAAAGGAAACAAGGGUAGGCUGGCUUUACGUUUUCGCAGUGUUGAGGACCUCACUACCUUUGCUAAGUCUAACAAGUACGACUUCGAUGCUAGUUUGCAGAGGUGGAAGGUUACGGGGGUGCCACUACAGGCAGGAGUUCAAGGUCUCUCCCAAAUGUUGUGCUCGUUGGGUUGGAAGGUUGCCGAGAUCCCGCUCGCUUUCGGUAUUUGGGACAGCCCACUUCGUGUGGCGGUGGAAGCGAUGGUAGUAGUGGACUUGACCUUGGUGCACGGGCACAAGCUCAACAAGCCUUUUUGCAAAAAAUGGCAGCGGCCGCACCAGAGAAAAUUCCCAUUCUCGUUGAUUCCCCCAAAGGCUCCCCACGAGCCGCGGAAGCCGCGAAGCGCCAGAAUGAUGGCCACACGGGGGAGACCCCCGCUCCCAAGCGAUGACUGGUUUGAACGCGCCAGCAGGUUUCACUUUCCAUAUUAUUUUGCUUGUAUCUCCCGUACGGGACGCAAUAAGAAGAUGCAUGCCCUUCAUGGUAACCAUGGAGAUGAAGACGUGGUGGAAUUUUCUCUUUGUAAUGUGGCAGGUUUGCAGAAGAAUGGUCGAGUUGAGUAUUUGUCAUCGUUAACUUCACACUUCCUGGCAUGGUGA
Durusdinium trenchii is the source of this 2310-nucleotide messenger RNA. The record is from the annotation of a GenBank genome assembly. NCBI's taxonomy places the organism in Eukaryota, Dinophyceae, Suessiales, Symbiodiniaceae.